UGGGAUAGAAAAUAUUUCAUGUCAGUCAUUCGCAGUCGAAGGGAAACUGGCGUGGUGGGAUUUUCUUCCAUUUCGCGUAACAUGUCUCAGUGAAUUUGGCAUUGAUUGCACGAUUUUCCGGGAAAAUUGCAAAGUAAAACCUUUUUAGAUUCAUUCAGUCCAGGCGAAAAGUGUGUGUGAACGAUGAAUUUCGACGAUUACGAGCAACUUCCCACGACGAGUGUUUUUACCAACAUGACCGCAGGAGCGAUAGCUGGUGUCUUGGAGCACUGCAUAAUGUAUCCCUUGGAUUCCGUCAAGACACGCAUGCAGAGCUUAUCUCCGGUAACGAAGGGCAGUACCAUCAUGUCCACAAUGACCACAAUGAUACAGAAGGAAGGAAUUUUAAGGCCUGUUCGAGGAAUGGGAGCCGUUGUUGCCGGGGCUGGCCCUGCACACGCCUUCUACUUUGCCUCAUAUGAAUACAGCAAAAAUUCCCUGGCCAAAAUCUCUCCUCACCAGCAAGUCAGCUACAUAACUUCGGCCGUUGUGGCAACACUUAUCCACGAUGCCAUCUCGAAUCCGACAGAAGUGAUAAAGCAACGGCUUCAGAUGUACAAUUCGCCGUACAAUUCUGUGAUCCAGUGCAUGAAAACUGUGUACCGGACGGAAGGCAUGAAGGCCUUCUACCGCUCCUACUUCACUCAGCUUGUGAUGAAUCUACCCUAUCAGGCGAUUCAUUUCUCCACAUAUGAAUUUUUCCAGAAUAAACUAAACAAGGACCACCACUACAAUCCACCAGUACACAUGUUUGCCGGCGGUGCGGCCGGUGCUGCAGCGGCGGCAUUCACGACACCCCUCGACGUGGUGAAGACGCUGCUCAAUACUCAGGAGACCAGCGUGGGUACCACGAAGGGUAUGACGGAUGCCGUGAAAAAGAUCUAUGAGCGAGCUGGACCUCUGGGCUUCUUCAAGGGUCUCAUGCCGCGAGUACUGUACUCGAUGCCAGCCACAGCAAUCUGUUGGUCAACGUAUGAGUUCUUCAAGUAUGUCAUAUCGAAUCGUGGCAGGGAAUUCAAUUCACCCGCUGCUGCGGCUGUGGGGGCGUGUAGGACUAAAGCAGGGACGGAGGUUGCAAUGAAAGCGAGUGACCAUCACACGCCGGGGCAUCGGUAUGUGCUGCCCGUGGUGAAUUCAGAUGUGGAAAUUGCCAGCGGAAGUCUCAAGCCACGCGAAUUACCCGCAAUGUCCGGAGCCGGUAUGUAUGGUGCCCUCAAUUUAAAUACACUUCACUCCGACUCCUCAGCGACACGACAGUUCGAUCAGCGGUGUAACACCUAAAAGAACUAAUUUUUGAAUAUUUACUUUUUUUUGUUUUGAAAGAACCUGAAAAAGAAUUUCUUCCAGUUGUUUCAUUAGAAUGAAAAAAAAAUAAGAAAAGAUUUACAAUUUACUCUUUUAAAUCCACGAUUUAUGCAAAAAACACAAAAAAACAAAAAUAGUUGAGGUCUGGAAUAAUGCAAAAUUUGUCAUAUAAUAAGUUUAUGUAAAAUGUAUAAAAGAAAAAAACGAAUAAUGUCUCAAGUCCACGGCAAAGCCGUACCAAAUAUAUCUCCCCCUUGUAUGCUACAGCCCCCCCCCCCCAAAUCAGCCACUUUACUCGCAUUAUAAGCAAAAAAAAAGAAAAAUAAUAAUCUCUUGCGAAUGAGAGAGAGUCUAAAUAGCUGAACCUCCCAAUUUGUUUACAAGUUUAUUUUAUUUUUUAUUUGUUGUGUCUUUUUGGGCAUUUUAUCGGCAAACUCCUUGCCACUACCAUUGCCCAUUUGGAUAUUUUUUUCUUUCCGUUGAAUAUAUUUUUUUUUUUUUGCAAAAAAAGGUUUUUAUUUUAGGUGGAAGAGAAGUUAAGGAAGAGAUAGAGAAGAAGGAGAAAAAAUUGGCAAAACUACAAAAAAGGGUUUAAAGGGGACAAGAAAAAAGUACACGAAAAUAUUUUUUUAGGAAGAGAUUGAAAAAAUUAUAGUAUUACAAAAAAAAAUGAAUCGCAAAUAAGGAAAAAAAAUUGUUGAUGUUGAUGGAAAAGAAAGAGAAUCAAAAGAGAUCAACCGUGAGAAAAAAUUGUUGAAACAAUUGAUUUCUAUUUUGAUGCAUUGAGCGUAUAAAUUGUGAUUUCACAUUUUGAACGAGGGAUUUGGGUUCUUGUUUUUGAAACAAAAACAUAAAUUAAGAAAAAAUUAAAGGGAAUGAGAAAUGAUCUUUGUGUGUCGUGCUGAUGAAAAAAAAACGAAACAAAUCCACAAAAUCUCCUAUUUCACACAAAUUAGCAAAAUUUUUCUUGCAAAUUCAAACACAUUUCUGUGAGGAAGAAAAACGGCAUCAAAUGCCACAGAGAAUUUUCUUCUUUUCUUAGAAAUUUGUAAAUAAAAAAAUUAUAUAAAAAAUUGAAGAAAGACAAUGUGUUUAAAAAAUAGGAUAAUUGAUGUAAAUAGUGUAAUUUGAAAAAAAAAAAAGAUGAAAAAAGUAAUUUUAAAAUGUUUUAAAUUGAUCCGUUUUGUGUUGUUAAUUUCACGAGAAAUGAAGAGAAAAAUAAUUAACUAAUUAAUAACGAACUUAGUGUUGCUACACCUCAUUGGAUAUUUAAUAUAAAAAAAAAAUUAAAAAUAAAUAAAAUGAGUCAAACUGUUCAAUAGUAGAUCAUAUAUUAUUCAGACAAUAUUAGAAUUUUAAGAAUUUUCACGGAAAAGUCAGAAUGAAAAAUGGAAUAAGUUUUAAUUAAUAAAUUUAUCAGCAAAUUAGCAAGAUUGCAAUAGCAAAUACACCCACAAACACAGCCUAGACACCGUCUUAUAAACAUUCAAUACACAUAGAAAUUCUAUGUUUUAGAUUUUUCAAAAUGCUAACGGUCAAUUAGUCGAAAUUUUCAAUUUUUAAAAUAAUCAUUCUAAACUCAAAGGAAUUUUAAUUCGGCUUUUGCAUGCUUUUAGACAGAGCAGAAUGUUGUGAAGGGUAGAAGAAGAAAAAACGAACACAAAGACUGAGGAAGCAAAAAUCUUUAGAUGACUUUAUUUGAAGGCUCAAAACGGGAUAGAAAAAGUCUUCUAUACAGGGUUAGGUUGUACAUUGUGGUCAAAAAGAACAUUGAAGAGAAAAUGUGAUUUUUUUGCUCAAUUUUUGUGAUUUAAUGCAAUAUGAUUUGAAAAUAAAAUUAAGCCUGUUACACACGGUGAGGUUUAAGAUUAUGGUUUAGAGAUUAACUUGGAAAAUGUAAAGCUAAGUAAAUGAAAAGAUAAAUGAUUUUAUUAGGACUUUAUAAGUCAUCCAAUCAAUUCAAAUUAUUUCUUAGAAUUCUUAUACAUAGUAAGAAAAAUUACUGAAACGUCGCUGGAAAAUAAAGCUGUCCUUAUUUUUCUUACUUUUACAUAUUUCUGUUCAGUCUUAGGAGAUUUAGGUUUAAGGAGUUUGAGUUUAAAACUUAAGCUUCAGUCUUUUUUAAAUAAAAGAUUGAGAAUUAUUAAUUUAAUAAUUAAAACAACCUUUGUUGGGGUUUAAUUUUAAAUUAAUUUUUCUAUAAAACCUAAAAAUUGACAAUUUUUUCUUUGAAAUUUUAAAAUUUUAAUACAUAUUUUUUAAGAAUUUAAAUUCUAAUUGACGCAUUAACUCAAUUUAAUUAUAAAUAAUUUCAAAAAAAUAAAAUUCUUAGAAAUAUUUCAAUUUCUAAGAGCUAGAUCGCAUAAUUAAGUAUUAAGAUCACAUAUUUGCUCUCAUCAAUCAAUGUUCUUUUUGACCAAAAUGCAAAUCUUGCGGUUUUUGUGGAGAAAUCACAAAAAGAAGAAUAAAAAAAAAAGAAAAAUUUGGGAUGCCCCAAAAGAUGGGAAUUCCCUUAAAAAAGAAAAUAAAAAAAUCAUUUGCAAUAAAUGAAAAAAAAUAUUGCAUUUCACUCAUUAGAUGUGAGUACUUGUAAAUAUUGUAUAGAGAGAAAGUUAAUUUAAAAUUCACCUCCUAAUUAAUUUCUUUAAGUUUCCCAAGAGAAGCGCAAUCUUUAUAAAAUGAGAAAUCAAUUGCCAUGCGGAGAGAUUUUUUCACUUCCUCCCUGAGACUUUUUUUUUUUAAAUUGAAAAAUUCAAUUUUAUUGUAUAAAAAAAAUGUUGAGAGAAAAAAAAAGAAAAUUCAGAGAGUCAUUCAGCGGGAAGUGAUAGGGAGAGGAAUUUCUGAGAGAAAGAAUUAUAUAGGAAAUAUUUAAAAAUUAAGUGAAGUAAAGUCUAAAAGGAGCAAGAAAAAUAAAGAUUAUUUACAGAA
Molecule: messenger RNA, 4272 nt
Organism: Lutzomyia longipalpis
Lineage: Eukaryota; Metazoa; Arthropoda; Insecta; Diptera; Psychodidae
Gene: mfrn
Product: mitoferrin
Exons: 5
Coding region: 184-1320 (378 amino acids)
Biological process (GO): iron import into the mitochondrion
Cellular component (GO): mitochondrial membrane
Molecular function (GO): ferrous iron transmembrane transporter activity
Source: RefSeq, a predicted model, not a curated record